UAUGGCUGACGUGGACGUAGAAUUCGAUUUUGAGAACGAUCUGAACACCGAUGUGGGACAGCCGGCAGAAGCGCCGUCCUCGAUGCCAGCAAGCGCAAGAAAAAACUACCGCCAGGCAAGCUGCAAAACUGUGCUCUUUAACUCCUCGCGCAUCCCAACCGACCGUUCUCACCACAACCACACUGCAUCAACCGCAGACAGUUUGCCGUCAUUGGCUUCGCGGGCUCUGCAUGAAAGGAAAUGGGUGCGGGUUUCUUCACCAGUUUGACAAGAGACGAAUGCCCACUUGUCGGUUUUUUGCGAAAUACAAUGAGUGCAGGGAACCGGAUUGUCCUUUCAAGCACUCCCUUGAAGACGUGAAAGACUGCAACAUGUUCAAGCUUGGAUUCUGUAUCCAUGGAAAACUAUGCAGAUAUCGACAUGCUUCAUUAAAAGCCCCGCCAAUGCCAACAUUUGAGGCAGCUCUCAUUGGAACACCUGGCCACCUGCACGGAGCACCUUCCUUUGUCCAGCGCUACCAAUUAGGGCUAGUAAACGAAGAAACAAUUUCGGGAAACAUACGUCCCACGUCUACACUCGGACCGGGUCUUCCGCCUCUACCUCCGGGACCCCCUCCGCAGAGAUCCAAAGUUGUCAACCGGCCACUGGCAAUCAACGCAAAUCCAGCUCUGGACGAUGAAUAGUACACCCUCACUGCUCGUGUGAAAAGCCAAGAUAAACACGCAUGCGUUGUACAUCGGAAUACACCUCAACAUGAAAUCAAUAUUAUUCAUAUUGAAACUCCAGGUCGGAACGUCAGUGACCACUGUGACAAUUGUAUCCGGAAUACUUAGUGGAAAAAGGGAAAUCAUACAAUACGUCGUGAAUGUGAAUUUACCUUGAUCGCCGUUUCCACGAAGGGCGUGUGUGUUUAUGGGACUUAUUUGUCCCCCGUUCAUUCCUCGUUGCGUAAACUUUUGCAGCGGUGAAUAAGUAAGCAAGGGCCGGCGGCGUCUAGUUGUUAGCGACUAUCGCGGAACAAAAGCAAAUUUUAUCUAUUCGAAGGUACCUAACUAGGUAACUAGCUAACAUUAGUGAUCACAAAAUACGUCCCUCG
Messenger RNA from Micromonas commoda, 1096 nucleotides. RefSeq lists its product with no specific name. NCBI's taxonomy places the organism in Eukaryota, Viridiplantae, Chlorophyta, Mamiellophyceae, Mamiellales, Mamiellaceae. The transcript is spliced from 2 exons. The record is from RefSeq and is a predicted model, not a curated record. Gene Ontology annotation, molecular function: metal ion binding; RNA binding. Bases 51 to 683 code for a protein of 210 amino acids.